AUGCCAUCCACAUCAAAAUCAAAUUGUCAAAAACCCAAGAAGGUCGAGUUCAUUCCAGAACCCAAGCAGCCAUGGCAGGUGGAACAACCAAGAAGGAACUGGUUGGAUCUUCCAUCAGAUGUAAUGUCCAAUAUGCUUUCCAGACUUGACGUGCUUGACAUACUUGAGAAUGCCCAGAAAGUGUGCACUACUUGGCGAAAAAUCUGCAAGGAUCCUUCUAUGUGGAGGGUUAUAUGUUUGGAUUAUUGGCAUGAAACAUACAUGCGUAAACAUGCUGUGGAUAGAAGCCAAGGCCAAUUGAUUGAUAUCACCAUCAAUUGUUUUGGUGAUGAGAUUUUACAAUAUGUUGCUGAUAGAUCAAGUCAACUUAGACGUCUCAAAGUUGUUUGUUACUAUGGUUAUGCUGCUGCAUAUAGAAGCUGGACUGAAACCUUGAAGAAAUUUCCGUUAUUAGAGGAUUUAAGUCUUUUCUCGUUAGAAAUAUCAAAAGAAGCUAUUGAAACUGCCGGGCGUUAUUGCCCUAUGCUAAUAACUUUCGAACUAAAUAAAAGAGCAUUCUGUGGGAGCCUUGGAGAUGCUGGUAAUGAGAUAGCCAUAGCUAUUGGGGAAAACUUACACAAGUUAGAUCACCUUGAACUGAUUGGAAACAGCCUCACAAAUAUUGGGUUGCAGGUCAUUCUGGAUGGUUGUCCUCACCUUAAAUCACUUGACCUGCGAAAGUGUUGCUCACUUGAUCUCAAGGGAGAGUUGGGGAUAAGAUGUUCAAGGCAGAUCAAAUAUCUAAAACUCCCUGGCGAUUCUCUUGAAGGCUGUCCAUAUAUGUAUAAAAAUGAUGAUUUUGAUGAUGAUGAUGAUGUUGGUUAUUGGGUAUAUGCUGGCCUUGACUUUGAGGAUUUCACUGUAGAUCACGAUUUUUAA
This is a messenger RNA of Cynara cardunculus var. scolymus (artichoke), 918 nucleotides long. RefSeq names its product putative F-box/LRR-repeat protein 23. Gene Ontology annotation, molecular function: protein binding. The transcript has 2 exons. The record is from RefSeq and is a predicted model, not a curated record. Bases 1 to 918 code for a protein of 305 amino acids. NCBI's taxonomy places the organism in Eukaryota, Viridiplantae, Streptophyta, Magnoliopsida, Asterales, Asteraceae.